This is a messenger RNA of Chelonia mydas (Green sea turtle), 2722 nucleotides long. RefSeq names its product sodium-dependent phosphate transport protein 3. The coding region runs from base 265 to 1782 and encodes 505 amino acids. The transcript is spliced from 12 exons. Lineage: Eukaryota; Metazoa; Chordata; Testudines; Cheloniidae. Gene Ontology annotation, biological process: monoatomic anion transport; transmembrane transport. Gene Ontology annotation, molecular function: transmembrane transporter activity. The record is from RefSeq and is a predicted model, not a curated record.
GGGGGUGUCCUCACUGUGAUUUGACAGCAAGAUAAGAGAAAGUGCCUUUUGAUUUCAGAGUAAUGUAUCACCAGGAGAAGAUGGGCGGGUCAGUACCAGGGUGAAUUCAGCCCCUGGCCAAGGGAGGGCACCUACAGGAAGAACUGCAGGAGGUCGGUAGAGAGGAGAUGGUCCCAGUGCCUUCGGUUCACUGGUGUCUAUUCCAGAAGUUGUGGAGACACUGCCGGGAGGAGGACUGGGCGUCAGCUUUGAUUACAGGAGAGAAUGCAGCAAAGCACUGAGGACCGUCCAGAGUCAGAUCAGGAAGAUGCUGCCCCUCUGCUCAACCAGCAGUUGUCACUUGGGAAAGGCCUCUGCUCAGCUCGCUACAGCCUGGUUCUCAUCCUGCACUUCUCCCUCUUCAUGAUGUAUUCGCUCCGCGUCAAUCUCAGUAUCGCCAUCAUAGCCAUGACGAACGGCACCAACCCGGGCAGCCUGCCCAAUAGCUCCACGGACGUGUGUCCCAGUCGCUCCCACGCUCAGCCCAACAGCUCCCACCGAGAAUUCACCCAAGGAGCCCCCGUGUACGACUGGAGCGCUGAGACCCAGGGCGUCAUCCUCAGUGCCUUCUUCUAUGGCUACCUCUUCACCCAGCUCCUUGGCGGAUACUGGUCGGGACAGUUCGGAGGGAAACUAGUGUUGGGCUAUGGGCUGCUCUCUACCUCGGCUCUCACGCUCCUCGUGCCACUGGCAGCUGGCCUGGGAGCCGCGUACCUCAUUGGGCUGCAGGCACUGCUGGGCAUGGCAGAGGGGGUGAUGUUUCCAGCCCAAUACACGCUUUUGGCAAAAUGGGCUCCCCCUUUGGAACGCAGCAGGCUCAUACAGCUCGCUGAUGCUGGAUGCACUUUUGGGACCUUCGUCACCUUCCCUGCAGCUGGAAUCAUCUGCCAGUACAUGGGGUGGCCUUACGUCUUCUACAUCUUCGGUGGCAUUGGCUGUGUUUGGUGUGGGUUCUGGUUCCUUCUCGUCUAUGAAGAUCCUGCAUGUCACCCUCAUAUUAGUGCUGGAGAGAAGGAGUACAUUGUGUCAUCCCUGGCCAAUCAGGGCAUCUCUCACGGACGGUCCCUUCCACUCCUGGCUGUGAUUAAAUCGCUGCCUCUUUGGGCCAUUGCAGUCCCCUGUUUCUGCAGUGAGUGGCUGUUCUACACGCUGCUGACGUCAAUGCCAAUGUACAUGCAUGAGGUGCUCCACUUUGACAUCAGAGAGAAUGGUCUCCUCGCUGCACUUCCUUACAUUGGGAACUGGCUGUGUACCAUCGUGUCGGGGGUGCUGGCAGACUUCCUCCUGUCCAAGCAAGUGUUCAGCAUAGCAACAGUUCGGAAGCUCUUCUCGGUGCUGGGGAUGAUGCUCCCAGCCAUCUCCCUGGUGGCCGUGUCCUACGUCGGCUGUGAUUACACAGCAGCUGUGGUCUUUCUGACAUUUUCCAUGACUGUAAUCAGCAUGUGCGGGGCCGGUUUCUAUACUAACCACAUGGACAUUGCUCCCAGAUAUGCUGGGUUUGUGCUGGGAGUCACAAACACCCUCGGAACAGUCUCAGGAAUAAUUGCUCCCGCCGCAGUUGGAUUCUUCACCAGCCAGAUACAGACUAACACGGCUGCUACUCUGAAACCAGAAAUAGUCAGCUGGCCAGUUAGCCCUCCCAUGAGGAAUAUCCUCUCUCAUAUGUGGACUUUUAGCUGGGAACAGUGUAAAGCCAAGGGCCAAGAUUUUCAAGUGACUCCAGAGGCUGUGUAUCCUUCUUGAGACACAGGGAAGGAGUCUGAAAGUCCAUCCCCUUUGACUUGAGCGGACUUAAGCACUCAGAAGACAGAGGCACCCACAACCACUUCUGAUGAUCUUAGCCCAAAAGUUAACAUUCAAAGAGCACACCCCACUGACCUGAAGCACUGUUGGAGAAGCUGCUGCCAAUGCAUUGCCAUACCAACAAACUGACUGGCCUUCCAAGAGGGAAGCUAAGAGUAUGUAUCCCAGCCCACUACCAACUCUAGAAACUUACGUAACAGACAGCACUGCAUUUGCCAUUCACCGUGUUAGGCAUCACACCAGUAGGUAUCAUAGUUGAAGCUUGAGUAUUUUUUUAUAGCUAUUUUACUAUACCUCUUAGUAGAGCUCACUUAAAAGGAUUGUGGUAGCUUAGAUUUCCUGAGUAAGUCACUAAAACUUUACUCUUUCCUUCAUAAUGGACUAGCUUCCCCAGAGAAAUGAAUCAGUUAGUCUACAGCAGUGACCAAGACUAACCCUCUCUGAAAAAGAGGGAGGUAGAGUUUACCUGCUUACAACUUCAAAGGAAAGAUGUUAGAGGAGCUUUUAUAAUGUUUGAGAGGCUUUGGAAUAGGUAUGAGUUGGAGAAACAGCUUAGUUCUAAGAGAAAUAACAGGCACGCUUAGCAUCUCACUGAAGAGUUUUGACAUCUGCCACCCACUAUCUGUCAGUUUAGCCACACAUCUUUAAUGUUUAUUAGAUUAGUGGCUAAGGGCUAAUCAAGAAUGGGGCCCUCCUGUGCCAGUUAGUGAUCAAACAGAGUAGACAGCCCCUGUCCCAGAGUGUUUACAGUCCAAGUUGCAGUCUCCCUGUUUAACAGGUUGUGAAUUGUGUUGAAUCUUUAAAAUGGACUAGAACAGAUCAGACUGCAAAGCAGCCCUGGCAGUUGUGUCAGCCACAUGGCUGACAACCACAACCAGCU